AUGAAACAGCCCCUGAUCCUGUCCCUUCUCCUGCUGGGGAUUGUUUCUGCUUUUCAUCUGGAGACUGCUCACGCUCAUCCGGAGACUCCCAAGAGAGAGAAAACCCUGAAGCAGGAAGCAGAUGGUUCGGGGGAGCAAGGGAGAGAGCUGGUUCUGACUCAAGAGACACAGCAGACAGAGGGAGAGGAAGUUGAGGGUUGCGAACAUCAAGACAUCUUUGAGGAUGAGGAGGCAAUGGAGUCAGAUCCAGAUGCCUUAAAUGAGGACUGGGCUUGCCCCAAGGAAGAGAACGUAGCUCAUUUUCAGGGAACUCCUGGGUGCAAGAGCUGCCACUAUGUGCUGGUGAGGACUCCGGAGACAUUUUAUAAGGCCCAGAGAGCCUGCAGGAGAUGCUACCGAGGCAACCUCGCUUCCGUCCACAGCUAUAGCUUCAACUACCAAAUUCAGAGCUUGGCCAGGAAGAUCAACCAGUCCACCGUCUGGAUUGGAGGCAUCCUCAGUGGAUGGUGCUUCUGGAAGAAGUUUUGCUGGAUGGAUGGGAGCUGCUGUGAUUUUGGAUACUGGGCUCCAGGGCAGCCUGGGAGUGGGGGAGGACACUGUGUGACUCUGUGUACCAAAGGGGGCCAUUGGCGAAGAGCUUCAUGCAAAAGUCACUUGCCUUUCAUCUGCUCCUUCUAA
Messenger RNA from Mus pahari (shrew mouse), 678 nucleotides. RefSeq names its product proteoglycan 3, pro eosinophil major basic protein 2 (gene Prg3). Bases 1 to 678 code for a protein of 225 amino acids. Lineage: Eukaryota; Metazoa; Chordata; Mammalia; Rodentia; Muridae. The transcript is spliced from 5 exons. The record is from RefSeq and is a predicted model, not a curated record. Gene Ontology annotation, molecular function: signaling receptor activity. Gene Ontology annotation, biological process: immune response.